AUGGCAGUCCUAGAUCGUAGUUUUUGCAAUGAGAAGUGGCUUGAUUUCUUUAAGAAUGUGAAGCAACGGGUCUUGGUGUCCUCAAUGUCUGAUCAUGCCCAGUUAUUAAUAGCUUCAGAUGAUAUUCCAAAGCCUAGAAAUAUCCCCUUUCGUCUCCACAGUUUCUGGAUGGAAAAUGAAAGUUUUAUUUCGGUGGUGGAAGACGCUUGGAGGGGUCAGUUUGGUGGUGACCGUAUUUUCAUCCUGGCAUCUAAAUUAAAAAGAGUUAAGGGGAUGUUGAGACCAUGGGUGAGGUCUACUUUUCCUAACUUGAACGAUGAGCUAAAGAAGGUGAGGCUGGUUCUUAAGGAGGUUCAGGAUAUGAUUGAAGUAGCUGGUAUGAAAAACAAAUUGUUUAAUAAAGAAGCAAAUGCAAAGAUAGCUUUGUUGAAAGCAAGUCAGUUGCACGACAAGUUGUGGGCAGAGAAGGCAAUACUAGGAUGGAUAAAAGAUGGAGACUGUAACUCCAAAUUUUGUCAUCUAUCUGUGAAAUUAAGGCGUGCUAAAAAUCAGAUUACCACUUUGAGAAAGGAGGAUUGUUCAUGGAUCUCCGAUCAGAGUGACAUUGCUUCCUAUAUUUCUCAAUUUUAUCAGAGGCUUCAUGAAGCUUCUGAAAUCGUUGUUCACAGUGACCUGUUAGAAAGUAUUCCAAAAGUGUUGGAAGAGGAUGAUGUGGUGGAUCUGGAGGCUGCUCCGAGCAGGGAUGAAAUCAUGCUGGCAGUGUGGGACAUGGAUCCCCCUAGCUCGCCUGAUCCAGAUGGCUUUCCUGGUAGUUUCUUUCGAAAAUGCUGGCCGAUUGUUGAGGAUGAUUUUUGUAGGGCUGUUAAAAAAAUUUUUGAGGCUGGUCAACUUCCUAAAGGGAUUAAUAAUUUUUUUAUAUCUUUCAUUCCUAAAGUUAAGGAGGCAUCUUCCCUUGAUAGGUUCCGUCCCAUAUGUAUGGGGAAUUUCUUCUGCAAGGUUUUGACUAAGAUUAUGGCAUCUAGGCUUCAGGUUUUAUUACCCCGCUUGAUCUCUGACGAGCAAGGUGCCUUCCAUAAAGGUAAAAUCAUUUCAGCAAAUAUUAGCAUGGCAUUUGAGCUCUCCAAUAUGAUGCACUCAGUGGUAAGGGGUGGUGGUAUGGGGCUGAAGUUGGAUGUCCAGAAGGCUUUCGAUUCCUUAUCCUGGGAUUUUUUGUUCACCACUUUGAAGAAGUUCAGUUUCUCUACAAGUUGGAUAUCUUGGGUUCACCAAAUUUUGGUUUCCUCUCGGGUGUUUGUGCUUGUAAAUGGAGGUCCCGUGGGUUUUUUUGAGGUGGGUUGUGGUCUUCGCUAA
Macadamia integrifolia is the source of this 1350-nucleotide messenger RNA. RefSeq lists its product as uncharacterized. The record is from RefSeq and is a predicted model, not a curated record. Bases 1 to 1350 code for a protein of 449 amino acids. NCBI's taxonomy places the organism in Eukaryota, Viridiplantae, Streptophyta, Magnoliopsida, Proteales, Proteaceae. The transcript has a single exon.